ACCGAUUGGAGUUUUGGAUAUAGCUAUUCGACGGUCGCGAGUUUUCUGGGCGUCAUAACGAAGUGCUGCAGAAAUUUCCAAGGAGCCAUUGAAUCAUCUGCUUAUAGCCUUCUCUAACCAACAAGUGGUAUCAGAGCCUAUUAUCACGCAUUUGGGACCUAAAAUACGAUGGGAGAUAAAGAGGACUCUGGUGGAGGUGAUACUUCAGUCCAAGGAGGCAGCUCAACCCAAGAUUCUAGCAUUGCAGCGCAAAGGGGAGCGCGUACACGCCAGGGGUCACUGCUUAAGGAGGUGCUGAAGAACUUCACCAUUGAGAAGUUCUCUGGAGAUGGCUAUGAUGAUUGGGCAUGGAAGAUGCAGCUCUACUUUCGACAAAUUGGCCUCUUGAAGCUCAU
Closterium sp. NIES-67 is the source of this 395-nucleotide messenger RNA. The record is from the annotation of a GenBank genome assembly. NCBI's taxonomy places the organism in Eukaryota, Viridiplantae, Streptophyta, Zygnematophyceae, Desmidiales, Closteriaceae.